Molecule: messenger RNA, 813 nt
Organism: Bipolaris zeicola 26-R-13
Lineage: Eukaryota; Fungi; Ascomycota; Dothideomycetes; Pleosporales; Pleosporaceae
Exons: 1
Coding region: 1-813 (270 amino acids)
Biological process (GO): cytochrome c-heme linkage
Cellular component (GO): mitochondrion
Molecular function (GO): holocytochrome-c synthase activity
Source: RefSeq, a predicted model, not a curated record
AUGUCCUCCAAAGACGAUCCCGCAGCAGCCUGUCCCGUCGAUCACAAGACUCGCGAGGCAUGGCUUGCUCAGGCCCGCGCCCAAAACGCCAAUGUGCCACCAAAUCCCCACCACACACCCAUCCCCACGCCCGCCGCCCCGCCAGCAACACCCCUACGACCACAAUCACAAUCGGCCGUCCAGCAAUCCUGUGAUUCCUCGUCACUCGAUCAAUCCACAUCAUCCCCGCCUCCAACAAGCACCGGCAUCCUCUCCCAAAUCCGACUCGGCACCGACCGCGAAGUCAGCACCAUCCCACGCGCCCUCCCAAACACUCCCUCGCAAACCCCCGCCAACAACGAGCGCGACACAGGCGCCGACAAGACGACAGGAAAUUGGAUUUACCCUUCUGAGCAAAUGUUCUUCGAUGCCAUGCGCCGCAAAGCCUACGAUCCCUCCGCUCCUGACAUGCGCACCAUAGUCCCCAUCCACAACGCCGUCAACGAGCGCGCCUGGCACGAAAUAAAGCGCUGGGAAGCAGGCCGCGGCUCCGAAGCCUGCGGCGGCCCCAAACUCGCUUCUUUCUCCGGUCUCAGCACUAGUCUGACGCCCAGGGCUCGCUGGAAGAGUCUGAUGGGGUACCAGCCCCCGUUUGAUCGCCAUGACUGGAUUGUUGAUCGCUGCGGCACGAAGAUUGAGUAUGUGAUUGAUUUUUAUGCGGGGAGGGAUGAGGGGAAGAUGGGGAAGGCGUUGAAUUUUUAUCUAGAUGUUAGGCCCAAGUUGAAUACUUGGGAGGGGGUUAAGACGAGAGUUAUGAGGUUUUGGGGUUUCUAA